AUGCACUCCUCUAGCUCCUUAUUCCAGCGCUCCCCCUCGUGCUGCCUUCUUCCCACCCUUCCCCUUUUCCCCCUCCAUCCCCACUUUCGAACCUUCCGCCUUCCCCCCUCCAUCUUCCGCCCGCGCAUCCUCCGCGUAUCUCUUCCAUUCCCUCCCCCGCAGGCGUGGGAGCUCGCGUACGACCUGGCGGAGGGCACGCUCCGCCCGCCCGCGAAGAUCUCUCUUCCGCCAAACGUCCCCCCUCCGCCGCACCUGGAGGACUGCGCGGCGCGCACUGCGUUCCGCGAGUCGACGGAGAAGCGCGCGGCGAACGGGGAGUCGCCCAAAUGGUCCAACUCGUCCGAGGCGUGCGGAUGGGUGCCCCAGCCGCCUUGGGUCCGGGGGCCCGACGCGGGCAACCUGGCAGGAACGCGGAAGGCGCAGCGCGACCUGUGGGAGCUGCAGUUCCCGGCAUCAUGCAAGGAGCGGAAGCUGCUGCUGGUGGAGUGGCCGCCGGUGCAGGGGUACGGGCUGGGGUCGCAGCUGCACAUCAUGACGGCGCUCUUCAGCUUCGCUGUCAACUCCAACCGCACCUUCGUCAUCAAGCCCGACACCUACGUGCGCGCCAACCACUCCGAGUGCCAAGCCAUGGGCAAGGCGUCAACCUUCGAGUGCUACUUCUUCCCUAUGGUGUCCAAGGAGUGCGAGGACAUGGCCAUGGCGGAGCACAAGGCGGGGCGCAUCCCGCCGUGCCCGGACUUCCGCAGCCUGGAGGGCGCGCUCAAGUCCGACAGCCCUGUGGUGUGCGCCACCGACGAGGACUACAACCGCCUGCGCUUGCGCGGGGAUGCUGCCAGGGAGUGGGGUGACGCGUACCUGCAGCGGCCCAGUGUGGUGGAGCUCACAGGCUCCAUGCAGCCCGUCAACCCCGGGCAGCGCCAGGUGCACUGGUGGCGAGCCCAGGCGAUCCGCUUCAUGCUGCGCUGGCCCACGGCGUACAUGUGCCACAUCACCAACCGCGUGCGCCACAACGCGUAUGGCCAACAGAUAGCCAUCCACAUGGUCAAGGCGGCAGCGGAGCAAGAAGCCAUCAUUAAAGCCCUCAGGCCAGAUGACGCCCACAAGGGCCUCGCGAUCAACUACGGGCAGGAGAUCAACACGCUCUCACACAUGAAUUUCUCCGCACCGAACCUCGAGAAUGAGGUCUGGCCGGGCCUGGAGUACGCGGGGUGCUCCCUCGACAACCAUACGGAUCCCCAAGCGCCGAAGCACGCAGCUGAUUCACUGUAUGAGGGGGUGGGCGGGGAGCCGUAUAUCCCGCGGCCGAUAGUGAGCAUGCACGUGCGGCAAGGGGACAAGGCGGGCGAGAUGCGGCUCAUCUCGUUCCCCUCGUUCAUGUUCAUGGCCAACAGGCUCAGGCGGAGGAUACCGCACCUCAAAUACGUCUGGCUCUCCACUGAGAUGCAGAGUGUGGUGGACCAGUCACAGCAGUACAAGGACUGGGCGUUCCUCUACUCCACAAACCCCCGCCAGAACGGCACAACCUCCAUCUUUGAGUACGAGCAGACCGCAGGGGUAGCCAAGCUGGCAGGGAUCAGCCUGGCCAACCUGCUCAUCUCAUCGCAGGCGGAUUUCUUUGUGGGGGCGCUGGGAUCUAACUGGAACCGGCUGAUCAAUGAGCUCAAGGCCACCAGUGGGAGGGUGUAUGCCGGCUAUGCGUCGGUGAAUUUCGACGAGUGGUAG
Closterium sp. Naga37s-1 is the source of this 1722-nucleotide messenger RNA. NCBI's taxonomy places the organism in Eukaryota, Viridiplantae, Streptophyta, Zygnematophyceae, Desmidiales, Closteriaceae. The record is from the annotation of a GenBank genome assembly.